Amphibalanus amphitrite is the source of this 1461-nucleotide messenger RNA. RefSeq lists its product as uncharacterized. The transcript has 4 exons. Gene Ontology annotation, molecular function: RNA-DNA hybrid ribonuclease activity; nucleic acid binding. The coding region runs from base 1 to 1461 and encodes 486 amino acids. The record is from RefSeq and is a predicted model, not a curated record. NCBI's taxonomy places the organism in Eukaryota, Metazoa, Arthropoda, Thecostraca, Balanomorpha, Balanidae. Gene Ontology annotation, biological process: DNA integration.
AUGGCGGCGCCGGAGGCGGCGGCGGGUAUAUGGCGCGAGGAGGAGAAGGACUUUAUUGCAAAGGGCACAAUACCGCUGAUGGCGGUGAUUCAGCCGAACAAAGACAAAGUGCGCCCGGUCAUGGACUUCAGAGAGCUGAAUGAGUAUUUGGACUCGCAUACGGCUGCCGCAGACGUGUGUAGCGAGAAAAUUCGCGAGUGGCGCCGGUUCGGACGGAACGUGUCGCUUCUGGAUCUCAAAGACGCCUACCUGCAGGUGCAUAGGCGUGUCACCGCUGUGUCCAGUGGAUGGGAUGACGAGGUCACUGACCCGGAGCUCUGUGCAAUGGUCAUUGAGAUGGUGGAGCGUGUGAACACAUCUGACCCCGUGCGGGGCCGGUGGGAUGUCUCUGGAGACGGCGGAGGUGUGGUGUGGGUCGAUGCCAGCUCCCUCGCCAUCGGGGCCGUGCUGGAGAUCAACGACUGCGUCGUUGAAGACGCCUGCUGGCUGCGGAAGAGCUCGGACACCCACAUCAAUCUCGCAGAGCUAGAUGCUGUGAUUCGAGGGCUCAAUCUGGCACUGUCCUGGAAUUUGAAGAAUGUGACGAUCAUGACCGACUCGCGAACCGUCUAUCACUGGCUGUCCGACGUCCUGUCUGGCAGAGCCCGUGUAAAAACCAAGGCAGCGAGCGAGAUGCUAAUUCGGAGGCGUCUUGAGACAGUGAAGAAGCUGGGUGAAGAAUAUGCCAUGCAACUCUGCGUGAAAUUCGUCCCAUCGGCUGAGAACCGGGCCGACGCGCUCACGAGAGUGCCAAAAAAGUGGCUGACCCCGCAGGGCGCGUCGAUGGUGUGCAGUGCCGUCGUCACAGAGCCCGACAUCGCACGGAUUCACCACACCAGCGGCCAUCCUGGCAUCACACGAACCCUGAGACUAUGCAGGAGGCAGAGCUCUGACGUCACCAGAGCUCAGGUGCGUGCCGUGAUCCGCCAGUGUCAGGCGUGCCAAUCGGUCGACCCUGCGCCGCAGCGCUGGGUGCGCGGCACGCUAGGGGUGAACGAGUGCUGGGAAAGAGUGAGCAUGGACGUCUGCCACGCCGACAAUCAACUCUACCUGACCCUAGUGGAUUGUGGGCCGUCUCGCUACGCGAUCUGGAGGCGCCUAAAGCGACAGGACGCUGAGAGUGUCAUCGCGCAGCUCGAGUCAAUCUUCCUGGAGCGAGGCGCUCCCACUGAGCUGCUGACGGAUAACUAUCCAUCGUUUCGAAGUGCCGUGUUCAAUGAGUUCGUCAGUCGCGUCACCGACCAGCACACGCUCCGACUCCACUGUCCCAGCCACCCACCACCCGGCCCGGCCACCAAACACCCGCUCCCCUCGCCUCUCCAGCGGCCACUGCCGGCCGCCCGACCCGACACAGCCUCAGGGCACGGCUCGGAGCGCAGCAGGGGCGGCGUCAUCAAACCAACGGUACAGCAACCCGCGUAA